Molecule: messenger RNA, 1319 nt
Organism: Armigeres subalbatus
Lineage: Eukaryota; Metazoa; Arthropoda; Insecta; Diptera; Culicidae
Exons: 4
Coding region: 204-1250 (348 amino acids)
Source: RefSeq, a predicted model, not a curated record
UAGGAGAAGAAGAUGAAGUAGUGCUGUUUACUACUAUUGAUAUCUUAUUUGAAUUAGGUUAACUUGAUGCAACAAAACAAAACCCCCUAUUUGAGCAUCUACUAUUCACAUAUCACUUCCAGAAGUGUUUUCUGGAGUACUUGUUCAUUGCAUCGCAGACAACUAUCGAGCGUUCUUCGACUCAUUUGAGGCAUUGCUUUACGAUGUGGCCACAUAGUUAUACUUUCUUGGUCUUUAUAUUUGUAGCCGACUUCGCUCGCGCCCAGAUCAGCUGCCUACAAUGUUCAACGGACGAUCCUGGUUGUGACGAAGGCAUUUUAUCAGUCACGAGUUGUCCUGCGCCGAACGAUAGCUGCUACUCGCUUACCCUUUCCGGGGGAUACAUUCUGGAGAGAGGAUGCCUCAGCACGUUGUCCGACGAAGAACAGUUAAAGUGUGUCGAUCCUGCCGAUCACUCUUGUAUGGUUUGUUCGGAUCCGGACUGCAACCGGGAACGGUGGCAAAAGUGUCAUCACUGUUACAAGUCCAGUAAUAGCAAGUGUGCUUUUCACCCUAACCGAAUCACGUUUUGUCGUAAUUAUAAGGCGGAAGAUCGAUGCUACGCCAAGGUCGUUGGUGAUGAAGUUAUCCGUGGCUGCCAAUCGGACUUGAUUGAUGGUCAAAACCCAUGCGAUGGUAACAAAUAUUGCAUAACGUGUGAGGGCGACUCCUGUAAUGGGGUCGACCAGGAUGCGUUGAAAACCGUAACAAGGUGCAUUCAAUGCAAGGAAGGGGAUUUCCGGUGUGUCGAUGGAACUGCAAUCAACAGUGAAUGCGACGAACGGGAGGAUAGAUGCUACAUUAAAAUGUGGCAUGGUGGUGAACUGGCUCGAGGUUGCGUGAAAAAACUGAACCAGGAAGAGCAAAAUCGAUGCAACGACGACGCGGAUCGGUCGUGUUACAGCUGCUUCGGUCGGCAGUGUAACAAUCAUCGAUGGCUGAGAUGCUUCCAUUGUGCUCCGGGACAGAACGAGACUUGCGCAGAGGAACAGACGGAUGCGACGCUUUCGUACUAUUGCGGUAGUUUUGAUCUUGCAGAUCGCUGUUAUUCGAAGUUGAUCGAUUUCAAAGUCACACGAGGGUGUGCGUCGGACCUGGGAAUCGAUGUUGAUCCUUGCGAAGGCCUUGACGCUUGUGUGAGCUGCACAUCGGACGGUUGUAAUUCGAUUUCUGAAGCGUACAUUAAGAACGCUGGGUAUAAACAAGCGUAGAUUGGUUGGGAAACGUCUUUGAACAAAAUAAACAAUAGAAUGAAACGAAUUUAUUUAUUAGCAUAAUUU